Molecule: messenger RNA, 2181 nt
Organism: Drosophila takahashii
Lineage: Eukaryota; Metazoa; Arthropoda; Insecta; Diptera; Drosophilidae
Gene: Atg7
Product: Autophagy-related 7
Biological process (GO): autophagosome assembly; autophagy of mitochondrion; piecemeal microautophagy of the nucleus
Cellular component (GO): cytoplasm; phagophore assembly site
Molecular function (GO): Atg12 activating enzyme activity; Atg8 activating enzyme activity
Source: RefSeq, a predicted model, not a curated record
GCCAUCGAGAGCUUUGUUUAUUAUUUUCAGCCCAAAGUUUGAACGUAAACAACGCCCCCAGCAGAAGAAAAAAAAUGAGUGCGGAGAACGAGAUGAUUUUGCAAUUUGCGCCGUGGGAAUCCUUCGUGUCGCCCACCUUUUGGCACAAACUGGCGGAGCUCAAGCUGGACCACGAUCGCCUGUCCGACUCCAAGCGUUCCAUUGCUGGACACUACACAAACAGAAACGCAAGUGGAUGUCUCCUGGAAGUGGACUACACGGCGUACAACAGAACGGCACAGCCACCGAAAUUCAGCCACUCCGCCAUUGGCAACAUCUAUAAUAAAAACACAAUCGAAGAGUUCAAGGCCCUGGACAAAUUACAACUGCUGGCCGAUGAGGGCAAGGAACUGCUGGCUGAUAUGUGCAGUGGAGCGGUCUUGAGGGAUCCCAGUCUGUUGACCCGGUUCUUUGUCCUCUCCUUCGCCGACUUGAAGUGCCACAGCUACUACUAUUGGUUCGCCUUUCCCUGCCCCCUGACGCCCACCUUAAAGCUGCAGGGUGAUGUCCAAAAGCUGCGGGAUUUACCACGAAGUCUUAACUACAUGGAGGCGUUGAAAUCCCUUCCGGCUGAGUCACAGAACUUCUUCAUUUUGUAUGCCAAUGAGGAGCAAAAGGUUUUCGAAGCCCGCACUUUAAGCUGCCUGGACGAAAAGGAUGUGGAGCACUAUUAUUUUGGCUUUGCCGAUCCCAGCGAGUACGAGCAUCCCGCCUGGCUGAUGCGGAACUAUGUUGCCUUCCUGCUACAGCAAUGUCCCUCUCUUGUUGGGAAAUCACUCAAGUUUCUGGGCUUGCGAUACAAUCAACAAAUGCAGAUGGAAGACAGCCGCAUUUGGCAGGUCAUCCAAACAGAAGCUUGCGAUCUAAGCACAGCCGGGGAGGUGAAAUUUGUGGGAUGGGAGCUAAAUAAGAAUGGCAAAAUGGGCCCCAGAAUGGUCUGCAUGAGGGACAGCAUGGAUCCAGCCAAACUCGCUGAAAACUCUGUAAACCUCAACCUUAAACUAAUGAAAUGGCGCCUGGUGCCCGAUCUCAAUCUGGAAAUCAUUUCCCAAACCAAAUGUCUGCUUUUUGGAGCUGGAACUUUAGGCUGCGCUGUGGCCAGAAACCUACUGUCCUGGGGCUUCAAGCACAUUACUCUCCUAGACAACGGCAAAGUGGGAUUCUCGAAUCCAGUGCGGCAGAAUCUCUACACCCAUGCAGAUGCCGUGGCGGGCAAUCGAAUGAAGGCCACCACAGCUGCCCAAAGAUUGCGGGAGAUAAAUCCGAGUGCCGAAACGGCGGGUUAUGUGCUGGAGAUUCCCAUGCCGGGACACACCAUCGGAGAAUCCCUGGUGGCCCAGACGGAGGAGCAUUUGCAGGUGAUACAGCAGCAGGUGCGGGAUCAUGAUGUCAUCUUUUUGCUCACAGACUCGCGUGAAAGCCGCUGGCUUCCCACGCUGCUGGGAGCGGCUAACCAAAAGAUUGUAAUCAAUGCUGCACUGGGUUUUGAUAGCUACCUGGUAAUGCGACAUGGCACCACACGCGAGGAGGCAGGUGAUAAUGGCCAAGAGAUCGAGGGACUUAAGUGCAUUAAUGGCGAUCAACUAGGUUGCUACUUCUGCAACGAUGUCACGGCCCCAGGAAAUUCCCUAAAAGACCGCACUCUGGACCAGCAAUGCACUGUAACGCGACCCGGCGUUUCCAACAUUGCAGCUAGUUAUGCGGUGGAGCUGCUGGUUGCUUUGCUCCAGCAUCCGAGAAAGGAACUGGCACCCGCCUACUAUGCCCAGAGUGGGCGUGGUAAAUCGGAGGAGGCAGCCGGCAAGGUGCCAGAAGGUCUACUGGGCAUUCUGCCUCAUUCCAUCCGGGGAAUGCUUUGCAACUACGAAAAUAUUUUACCCGCUACCCAAAAGUUUGCUCAGUGCAUCGCGUGCUCAGCGCCCGUUUUAAAUGCAUAUAAGAAAGAGGGAAAUGCAUUCCUCUUUAGAACAUUCGAAACAGCCAAGUACUUAGAGGAUUUGACUGGGAUCUCAGAGUUCAAGCGACUAAACAGCGAGAUAAUCGAUUUUGAUGAUGACGAAUUUGAUAUGUCCGAGGAGGAUGAAGAUUAGCCUGCUGCAUUCGCUAAAAUUCCUCCAACUCUGCAUUAAAAAUUAAAUGAAA